This is a messenger RNA of Pipistrellus kuhlii (Kuhl's pipistrelle), 2159 nucleotides long. Its product is annotated as protein FAM187B-like. The record is from RefSeq and is a predicted model, not a curated record. The transcript has 2 exons. Bases 301 to 1446 code for a protein of 381 amino acids. NCBI's taxonomy places the organism in Eukaryota, Metazoa, Chordata, Mammalia, Chiroptera, Vespertilionidae.
GGAGGUCAGACUGGUAACCAGAGGAUUUAUUCACCUCUCCAUCACCAGUACUAAGAAGUAAGCCCAGAACAUAGUAGGUGUUCAGGGAAAACAUGGUGAAUGUUUACAUGUGAUACUUUAAUGCCAAUGCACAGGGGUGGUAGUGAAAAUCCUGAAUAGACAAAUUAAGCUUCCUCCUACCCAAGCAAGAAAUUAAAUAGGGUUGUUCAUUUGUCACCAAACAAAUAGGGAUUGUGACCUUACACACCCUUGGGGUGUACUCCAGUUCAUUCUGCUGCCCAGGGUUGAAGCCUGAGCUUCAUGAGUGACCUCACAAUGUCCAGGGUGGUGCCCGGCCCACUGCCACAGUCUCAGUCCACCAUGAUGACCACCCUGUGGCUGCUGCUCAGCUUUGCUGUCCCGCUGCUGGGUUUCUACAUUCCCAUCAGCUGUCCCAACGAGUGGUGCCAACGAGCCCUACUUUCCAACAAUGAUGUCUCUCUGUACUGCAACUCGUCUGGAGCACAGUGGUACUACCACUUCCUACAAGCUGGGACCAGCUGGCCCAUCCGCCCCCUCAGUGUUUCAAACAUAGAAGCAAUGUCUGAAAGCAGCAUUCUCAUUAAAAACCCAUUGCCGUCCCAGUCUGGCUUAUACACCUGCCGGAACAAGAAAGACAUCCAAGUGGUGCAGUAUGAGAUUGACUUCCAGGACAUUAGAACCCUGCACAUUACACACAGAGCUCUGGGCCAGAAGCCCUUGCAGAAUGAAACCCUUACUCUGGGCAGCAAGGAGAUCAUCUUCACCCACUGGGAGCCCUGGCAGGACUGUAACCGCUGUGGGGAGCCCGGGGAGCGCAAACGCCUGGGGUACUGCUACAUCCAGGAGCCUCUGGGGAACUCCGUUCCCUGCCUGCUCUACCUGGGAAAUGCUAGGCUCUCGUCCAGCCGCAUGCGACCUGAGAUGCAGAUAGAAGCCUGCCAUGUCCAGUGUGAAACAUCACAUGUGGAGAACAUUGAUUUUGACAACUUUGAGCUCAAUGAGGAGUCGGGAUCUGCAUGGCUCACCUGCUUCUUAGGAUCCAUCUAUAGGCCCAUCAUCUGGGAAGCCGACAGCAAGCCCUUGACCUGGCAGGGCCAGCUCUCUGGCCAGGACCUGAGCACCAUCCUGGACCCCGCCACUGGGGGCAGGCGACUGCAGGUCUUCCGGCCAGCCAUUUACAAGUGCUUCGUGGACCAUGAGCUGACGGCUCGCUUCAACCCCAGGUCCCAUAUGGAUCCACUGGAGGUUCUGCAGAGAGAGGAAGCUAGACAAUGGCGGGAGGCAGAAGAGGCACAGAAGGGGAAGAGCAACUAUUCCCUCUACCUGCUGCUGCUGGUGGGCACUGUGCUGAGCCUGCUCGGGAUGCUGCUCUGGCUCUUCUGCCCUUCCCGGAGUAAAACAGGUGCUUCUGGUGGAAUAAAGUGAGCCUGCCGUGCUCAGGAGACCUGGCCGCCUGUGCCAUCGUCACCUCAACUGUCCUUUCUCCAGCCUCUGCCCUGCGCCUGCUCCACACCAAACUGCGAAGGUAUAUGGGUCAGAUACCAUGUCCACAGCUAAGAGUGACUGCACUCUUCCCUGUCCCAGCUUCUGCUCUGUUAACUCAUUAGCAAUCCACAUUCCACAGAUGAGAAACUGAGGCAAGGAGACUACCUGGCUAGUAAUUGGAGGGGGAGUGGGGGCUCCAGUUCAAACCCAGGUUGCCUGGCUCACACCCCAUAUUCCUCACAAGGGAAAGAGGAGGGGUGGAAUGAGUCCAUUUGGGGGAGGAAUGUCUGGGGUUGGUAAACUAUAACCACCUUAUUCACUGCACUCUCCUAAGGACAAGGACUAAAACAGGGAUGGGAAUGGGCAACCUCAGUCCCCCGACAUCUGCACUGGUCUGCUGCCUUUCCUUGCCUGUCUUUUGCCCCAUCCUGCACCAACUGUGCCUAUGGCCUUUUGGCUUCGUUAUAUCUCUCCAAGUCAGAUGGUGCUGCCACAGGGGAGGCCUGGGACAAUGGGACACACACCACCUUUCCUGUCUUGCAGUGGAGAGAGCCCCUUCAGACCCCAAAUGGAGACAGGUCCCUCCACCGGGACAAGGGACCAGGCCUGGUCCAGGCAGCCCGCAGAAAUCACUGGGACUAACUAUUCCAGAA